AUGUCCUCCGGGAAUUCUUCAACAGAAACGCACACCAACGGCAGUUUUGCAACACUGGGCUCAAGUCCACCCUCCACACUCGGCAGCAAAGGCAGAGCCAUCCCCCCGAAGGUUACCCAGGAAGAUGCCAGUGUUGAGCUCAGGACAAUGAGCUCAGAGCGUGGAGCUGUGAGGGGGUCAAUCCCCCUUGGUGAAGAUAUCAUGCAGAUUGCCCGAAUAGGGGAGAUUUCUGCUAUGCAAAGAUUAUUCGACGAGAAGAAGUUCAGCGCCAACCAUAAGGAUGAGGAAGGGAUCACCCCAUUACACUGGGCUGCGAUCAACAAUCAGUACGCCAUGUGCAAGUUCUUGCUAGACUCCGGCGCCGACGUCAAUGCCAAAGGAGGCGAAUCUGUGGCUACACCAGCGAUGUGGGCAGCUCAACGGUGUCACUACUAUAUCGUCCACCUUCUGCUUCAACAGGGCGCCGACCCUCUCCUUACCGACGUCCAAGGCUACAACAUUCUUCACCUGGCUACAAUUGAUGGAAAUGCCUUCUUACUGGUGCUACUUCUGCAUCAAGAAAUACCAGUGGACGUCGUCGACCAACAAGGGCAUACGGGCUUGAUGUGGGCCGCUUACAAGGGGUACCCUGCCUUGGUGGAUUUAUUCCUGCGAUGGGGCGCUAAUGCCAAUGCUGUCGAUGAGAGUGGGCUUACUCCCCUCCAUUGGGCCCUCGUGAAAGGGUCCUUGCCCUGUGUCCUAAAAUUGAUCGAGUAUGGCGCGGAUAAGUUUGCAAAGACCAGGGAUGGUAAAACGCCGGCAGUUGUGGCGGGGGAAAUGAAUACCACGCGCGUGUGGUAUCGUGCCUUGGAUGAAUAUGGUUAUGACUUCGAUGGGAACGCGAAGGUUCUCUCUUCUGGGUUAACUUCUUGGGCACGUAACAAGAACUUAAUGUCCAAGUUCUUUUUCCUCUGGCCUUUCGCCAUUGUUUUCGCCGCCGUGUGGGUACUGAGCAGCAUGGUGAUCUACGCUGCCAUUCCUAUGAUGCUUGUGAUCGUCUUUGGGCUACAAUGGGUAGCGCAGAAGGUCGCCAGCCAGGGUCCUUCCGAAUAUCGGAUUCUGCAAAAAACGCCUUAUUUAUCUGGCGUUUUUGCAGGCUCCCUAUUCUGGGUGGGCUUCAGAUACGUCUUUUACGUACUUCCUGUGACUUACUCUACAUCUCCGAUACUUAACGUGCUGUUUGCUAUAUUUUUCUGCCUGACAACUUAUUUUUACAUAUACUCGAUGGUCGAAGACCCUGGGUUCGUUCCAAAACUUGACAGCAGAAACCAACAAAGAGCAGUCAUUACGGAGCUCUUCGAACAGUGGAAGUUCGACGAAGAGAAUUUCUGCGUUAGUUGCAUGGUCCGAAGGCCCUUGCGAAGCAAGCAUUGCAAGCGCUGUGCGCGCUGCGUUGCGAAACAUGACCACCAUUGUCCUUGGAUUGAUAAUUGCGUCGGGGCCAAUAACCUACGCCAUUUUGUUCUAUAUAUUACCUGCUUGGAGGUUGGCAUUGUCCUUUUCGUGAAGCUAACCUUCAAUUAUAUCGAUAGCUUGCCAGCACCCGUGCAGCCCCAGUGUAACAUCAUCAACGAGACUCUUUGUGACUUUGUGCUCCGUGAUACGUUUACUCUUGUUCUCGAUCUAUGGGUAUGCAUUCAACUGGUCUGGAUCACCAUGCUUGUUGCCGUCCAGAUGAUCCAAAUUUCUCGUAAUCAGACGACAUACGAGAACAUGAGAGGGCACUCGGUUGACAGAAGCUAUCCUAGCUCGCGGGCUUUUGCCUCUGCAGUAAUGGCUGGGACAACCUCGCUCAAUGCUGCCAGUCUAUCGCCUUCUGGUCAAGGUCCGAAUCCCGCCCUUACCCGAGGUGCUCCUCGCCAUCGGAAACAUGGUUGCUUGCAGCAAUGGUCGUCUCUUCUUGGCAUUGAUACGUUUUUUGCUACUGCGCGAGAUGGAUUGCGUGACGGCCCACGUGCAGUCCGGCCCAAGAACCCGUUCUCGCGGGGCGUUGUCGCCAAUUGUCGAGAUUUCUGGUGUGACCCAGCUCCGUACUUUGGAAAACGAGAACCAGGCGCAGCUAUGCUUGGUGGUGAAGUGAUUAACUAUAACCGCAUGUAUGAGACUCCAUCCUGGAUACAUAGUGGUGGUGGGUAUCGGAGUCUGGCAGCUGAAGACCCGGAACAAGGUGUCUAA
This is a messenger RNA of Aspergillus bombycis, 2214 nucleotides long. RefSeq names its product ankyrin repeat domain-containing DHHC palmitoyltransferase family protein. Lineage: Eukaryota; Fungi; Ascomycota; Eurotiomycetes; Eurotiales; Aspergillaceae. The record is from RefSeq and is a predicted model, not a curated record. Gene Ontology annotation, cellular component: Golgi membrane. The coding region runs from base 1 to 2214 and encodes 737 amino acids. Gene Ontology annotation, molecular function: protein binding; palmitoyltransferase activity. The transcript has 6 exons. Gene Ontology annotation, biological process: protein palmitoylation.